AUGAGCUCCCUCACACGCCAAAUGGAGAACCCCACGGGGGUGGUGCACCGCUUCAUGCAGAGCCAUCAGCGUGUGUGCGUGUGGCUGGUGCACGAUUCGCAUACGCGCCUGGAGGGAAACCUGCUCGGCUACGACGAGUUUAUGAAUGUCGUGCUGGGUGACACGACCGAGACAAACCUACGAAACGACAAGAGAUACAAUCUUGGCAAGAUCUUGCUACGUAGCGACAACGUGGGCGUGAUCCACCCCAUCGGUGUUUAA
This is a messenger RNA of Leishmania braziliensis MHOM/BR/75/M2904, 261 nucleotides long. RefSeq names its product putative small nuclear ribonucleoprotein polypeptide e. Gene Ontology annotation, biological process: spliceosomal snRNP assembly; mRNA splicing, via spliceosome. Lineage: Eukaryota; Euglenozoa; Kinetoplastea; Trypanosomatida; Trypanosomatidae. Gene Ontology annotation, cellular component: U2 snRNP; U1 snRNP; U4 snRNP. Bases 1 to 261 code for a protein of 86 amino acids. The transcript has a single exon. The record is from RefSeq and is a predicted model, not a curated record.